Molecule: messenger RNA, 1560 nt
Organism: Hippoglossus stenolepis (Pacific halibut)
Lineage: Eukaryota; Metazoa; Chordata; Actinopteri; Pleuronectiformes; Pleuronectidae
Product: T-cell surface glycoprotein CD4
Exons: 9
Coding region: 222-1148 (308 amino acids)
Biological process (GO): T cell activation; interleukin-15-mediated signaling pathway; positive regulation of ERK1 and ERK2 cascade
Cellular component (GO): external side of plasma membrane; membrane raft
Molecular function (GO): MHC class II protein binding; protein tyrosine kinase binding
Source: RefSeq, a predicted model, not a curated record
CAGAGCGCUGGGGUUUGCAUUGGCCCACAUCUUUCCAACAGUGCAGGUUCAUCUGUAGACUUCUUCCGCCUUCUCUAGUUUCUGCAUCCUUGUUCACUCGAGUUCAGUGAAGUGAAGGAUGAGGAAAGAUUUCAACCUUUAGUAACAGCACGAAAAACACCGCACUGCCUCAAAUUGAAGAAAAGUUCCUUUGUCUGUUAUUUUUAGAUCCAACAUUCAGAAUGAACGUCAUCGUGUGUUUGGGAUUUGUGCUGGGUGCACUCUCUGCUGCAGCCACGGUGUUCCACACAAAACCCCGGCAGCGCGUCACUUUGGAGUGCGGGGUCGACUCCUACAGCAGAAGCCUGGCGUGGUCUCACAGGGAUGAACUGAUUAUUCAAAUUGAUAAGAGGAGCGGCUUCCCUCGCAAAGGCCCGGCUGCCAUUAAGGAAAGAACAAAGCUGAAGCGGGACAAGAAUCUGGAGAUUUCUGACGUGAGGAGAGAAGACGCUGGAGCGUUUACCUGCGAGGCAGACGGUCGCUCUCACGCGCACACGCUCCUUGUGGUUUCAGUGUCGGCCAGUCCCUCCGAGGAGCUGCAGCCGGGCAGCAAGGUGACGCUCCAGUGUGAGGUCGCAGGCCUGAACCCGGACUCCACUGUGCAGUGGAUGCGGCCGGACGGAAGCGCCCACGAGGGGUCAGACACCGUCCACCUGAAUCCCGUGGCCGCCUCGGACUCAGGGACCUGGGAGUGUGCGUUCUCCCACGGCGGGGAGACGUACAGAGAGAAGCUCGACGUCCGAGUUAAAGACCCUGUGUCUCCAACAUCCCCCGCUGUCCGGACAUCAGAGUUCAACAAUGGGACACCGUGCCCCAGCUGCGGCGCUGACCCUCUCGGUUGGUGGGGUCCGCUCGGCUGGUGGCUGUGGGCCGCGGCAGGAGCUGGAGGCCUGGUCGUGCUCCUCCUGAUGGUGCUCGUCAUUGUCUUGUGCAGGAGGAUCAGGAGACGGAAGAGAAAAUGGCAGAACAAGAUGAAGAAUGGCCAAAGAUCUGCGAGGUCCAAGACGUACUGUCAGUGUAACUGCCGUCCAGCUGCGGAGAAACCACAGCCAGGACGUCAGAAAGCGAGGCCGUCCACCCUCGCUCAGAAGCCCCUGCUAAGGGAGUGAUGGGAGAGACGGAUAGAAGAGAGCAGGGACACGGGGAGAGGGACAGAGGAUUAGGUGGAGAUAAAGAAAAAGAGAGCAAGUGAAAGAGAACCCCUGUGAAGCAUGUGGCCUGAAUGUAAAUGGACUUUUGAAUGCUGGUGAAAAUCAAAUCAAAAUGUAAAAGUGUAUUUUUCACCAAAUAUAAUCUGUAGUUAUUUCUUAUGCAGCAUGUGAACAAAAUGUCUCUGCAUCCUCCAGCUUCGUCACCUUCUAAUGUUCUGCAUAACAUCCAGCUGAUUUCAAUAUCCCUUCUUUCUUUGGUGUAUUUGAUGUAUGCGUUGUAUAGUUUAUGUUUUUUUCUUGUAGGUUGUAAAAGGCCUGAGUAUUGUGCUGAAAUGUGUUCCCCCAGUCAAUAAACUAUAAAGAAACCCAA